GGAAAAAAAUGGGGUUACCUCAAAUACACAUUUUGAUUGGGAAAAUUUUAAAUUUGAAAUGGAAUUGCAAGUUGAGAUAGUUGGCAAAAGUGUUGGGAGUCAGUCUUCCUCUUCCUUGAUGAUGCAAUCUGAAAGGUAGAUUAAAAAACAGAGAAUUUCUUCCACAAACAUUCUGGUUUAGAGAGGCGUGAUUUGAAAGUGGCGUGCAGGGGUGGGGGUGUGGCUAAAGCGGUGCACGCCCGUUCGAUAGAGAGGGAAGGAGGAUGGUGGGUGGAGGUGGUGAAGGCUUAUGCCAGAUUCGGCUGCGUGGCGGAGGCGCGCAGAGUGGUGGAAGGAAUGCGAAUGCGAUUGCGAGCAGUGAAGGGAAAGGAGGAGGAGAUUGUGGUGGUGGCCUCCACUGCUGUCAUCACAGCGUAUGCAGCGCAGGGGCGGAUGUUGGCGGCUCGGGAGGUGUUGGUGGGAUUGCUCGCAAUCGGAAUCGGCGUUGACGCGGCGUCGUGGAUUGCCAUGAUCGCGGGAUAUGCGCAGAACGCCCAAAUGGAAAAGGCGGCGGAGCUAUUUGGCAUAAUGCCGCCGGGAAAGAGAAAUGUGGUGACAUGGACGGCCAUGAUUUCAGGGUAUGUGCGCUGUGGUUCAGCGGCAGCCUCUAGCGCUUUGCGUUUAUUUUAUCAAAUGCCCGUGCAACAACCCAACCACGUAACCUUCGCCGCUCUCCUGCCUGCCUGCCAACAUUUGGAGACGUUGCAGGGCAUCCAUGAGCAAAUUCUGCGGCGGGGGUUUCAAUCCAACCUGUUCGUGUGCAAUGGGCUUGUUCACAUGUAUGCUAAACUGGGGGCAAUUGGCGUUGCACGCCAAGUGUUUGACAAAAUGGCAGAGCGGAAUGUGGUGUCGUGGACGGCCAUGGUGGCUUCAUAUGCGCGAGUAGAUUUGCGGGAGGCGCUGAGGCUGUUCUGGAGAAUACCGCAACCCAACGUGGCCUCCUGGAACGCCAUUAUUGGGGGAUGCAUGCACCAUGGCUUUAUCGCGGAGGCGCUCCUCCUCUUCCACCGGAUGCCUCGCAGAAAUGGAGUUUCAUGGAACAUAAUGAUUGUGGGAUACGCAGAGAGGGGGAAAACAGAGGAGGCCCUGAAACUCCCGGAGCAGAUGCCCACAACGGAUACCACUGUUGCUGUCGUCUCAUGGAAUUCCGUGAUUGCAGGAUUCGCAGACAAGGGAGAGGAGGAGGAGGCUCUGAGGGUAUUUCGGGUGAUGCAAAGGGAAAGGGAAAGUGUGAUGAUGAAGCCAAACUCUAAAACCUUCACACUUGUUCUGCCUUUGUAUGGCAAGAGGGCGAGUCUGAAAUAGGG
Cryptomeria japonica (Japanese cedar) is the source of this 1346-nucleotide messenger RNA. RefSeq names its product pentatricopeptide repeat-containing protein At2g35030, mitochondrial-like. Bases 337 to 1344 code for a protein of 335 amino acids. The record is from RefSeq and is a predicted model, not a curated record. Gene Ontology annotation, molecular function: RNA binding; protein binding. Lineage: Eukaryota; Viridiplantae; Streptophyta; Pinopsida; Cupressales; Cupressaceae. Gene Ontology annotation, biological process: RNA modification. The transcript is spliced from 2 exons.